Hypanus sabinus (Atlantic stingray) is the source of this 9420-nucleotide messenger RNA. Its product is annotated as zinc finger protein 850-like. Gene Ontology annotation, molecular function: RNA polymerase II cis-regulatory region sequence-specific DNA binding; DNA-binding transcription factor activity, RNA polymerase II-specific. The transcript is spliced from 4 exons. NCBI's taxonomy places the organism in Eukaryota, Metazoa, Chordata, Chondrichthyes, Myliobatiformes, Dasyatidae. The record is from RefSeq and is a predicted model, not a curated record. Gene Ontology annotation, cellular component: nucleus. The coding region runs from base 389 to 3409 and encodes 1006 amino acids. Gene Ontology annotation, biological process: regulation of transcription by RNA polymerase II; central nervous system development.
GUCAGGAUUGAUGACAUCAGCUAAUAUCACGCAUGCGCGCAGUACACAAAAGGCCUCAGGUUACGAAAGCAGGUUAAAAAUGAGAAGGAAUUUGUCUACGGGAACGCAAUACGCCAGUUUUGCUGUCUCUGUCCAGAUAAUUCAGAAGUGGAGCAAGGGAUUCAAUCAACCAUUAUUCCUGCUCAGACUGUGGGAAUGGAUUCACUUGGUCAUCUCAACUGAAGGUACAUCAUCAAGUUCAUACUAGGACAAGGUAAUUCAUCUGUUCUGUGUGUGAGAAAUGAUUCAGUCAAUCAUCCACCUAUGGACACAACAGUCAGUUCACACCGGGCAGAGGCUGGUCGUCUGCUGAAUUUCAGGGAAAAGAUUCACUCGGUCAUCUGAUGUAAUGGCACACCAGCGAGUUCACACUGGGGAGUGGCCAUUCACCUGCUCAGACUGUGGGAAAGGAUUCACUCAGUCAUCUCAAUUACUGACACACCAGCGAGUUCACAAUGGGGAGAAGCCAUUCACCUGCUCAGUCUGUGAGAAGAGAUUCACUCACUCUUCCACCCUACAGAGACACCAUCGAGUUCACACUGGGGAGAAGCUAUUUGCCUGCUCAGUCUGUGGGAAAAAAUUCACUGAUUCAUCCACCCUACAGGGUCACCAGCGAGUUCACACUGGGGAGAAGCCGUUCACCUGCUCAGUCUGCAGGAAGGGAUUCACACAUUCAUCCCACCUACGGAGUCAUCAGCGAGUUCACACUGGAGAGAAGCCGUUCACCUGCUCAGAAUGUGGGCAGGGAUUCACACUGUCAUCUACCCUACAGAAUCAUCAGCGAGUUCACACUGGGGAGAAGCCGUUCACCUGCUCAGAAUGUGGGAAGGGAUUCACUCAGUCAUCCAACCUCCAGAGACACCAGUCAGUUCACACUGGGGAGAGGCCGUUCACCUGUUCAGUCUGUGGGAAGAGAUUCACUCACUCAUCCACCCUACAGAGUCAUCAGCGAGUUCACACUGGAGAGAGGCCGUUCACCUGCUCAGAAUGUGGGAAGGGAUUCACUCAGUCAUCCCAUCUACAGAAACACCAGCGAGUUCACACUGGGGAGAAGCCGUUCCCCUGCUCAGUCUGUGGGAAGGGAUUCACUCUGUCAUCCCAACUGCUGGCACACCAGUCAGUUCACACUGGUGAGUGGCCGUUCACCUGCUCAGAAUGUGGGAAAGGAUUCACUCUGUCAUCCCAACUACUGGCACACCAGUCUGUUCACAGUGGCGAGUGGCAGUUCACCUGCUCAGAGUGUGGGAAGGGAUUCACUCGGUCAUCCCAACUACUGGCGCACCAGUCUGUUCACACCGGGGAGAGACGGUUCACCUGCUCAGUCUGUGAGAAGAGAUUCACUCAGUCAUCACACCUACUGAGUCAUCAGCGAGUUCACACUGGGGAGAGGCCAUUCAUCUGCUCAGACUGUGGGAAGAGAUUCACUUACUCUUACACCCUUCAGAGACACCAGCGAGUUCACACUGGGGAGAAGCUGUUCACCUGCUCAGAAUGUGGGAAGGGAUUCACUCAGUCAUCCAACCUACAGAGUCACCAGCGAGUUCACACAGGGGAGAGGCCGUUCACCUGUUUAGUCUGUGAGCAGAGAUUCACUCACUCAUCCAGCCUACAGAGACAUCAGCAAGUUCACACUGGGGAGAAGCCAUUCACCUGCUCAGAAUGUGGGAAAGGAUUCACUCGGUCAUCCAACCUACGGAGUCACCAGCGAGUUCACACCGGGGAGAAGCCGUUCACCUGCUCAGAAUGUGGGAAAGGAUUCACUCAGUCAUCUCAACUACUGGCACACCAGUCUGUUCACAGUGGAGAGUGGCCAUUGGAACCGGCAUCAAACCAACGGGCCGAGUUGUCUCCUCCUACCUCUCAGCGAUACAACAGACUCCGGCCGCGGGAGAUGCUUCACAAAUGCCCCCGACUUCCCGCGGAGGGAAAUGGAAAUAAAUCGGAUAUUUACUUUGAGAUUUCUUCCGCAUUGACGGGGAGAGCAGGCGGCCGCGGUGACAGAUUCAGCGGGGUUCACACCAUGGAACGGCUGUUCACCUGCUCGGACUGUGGGAAGGGAUUCACUAAAUCUUCUCACCUACUGAGACACCAGUCAGUUCACACUGGAGAGAGGCCGUUCACCUGCACAGACUGUGGGAAGAGAUUCACUUCGUCAUCUCAACUGAAGGUACAUCAGCAAGUUCACACUGGAGAGAAGCCUUUCAUCUGCUCAGACUGCGGAAAGGGAUUCUCUUUGUCAUCUCAGUUACUGAGACACCAGUCAGUUCAUACUGGAGAGUGGCCAUUCACCUGCUCAGACUGUGGGAAGGGAUUCAGUAAAUCUUCUCACCUACUGAGGCAUCAGUCAGUUCACACUGGGGUGAGGCCGUUCACCUGCUCAGACUGUGGGAAGGGAUUCACUUCGUCAUCUCAACUGAAAGUGCAUCAGCAAGUUCACACUGGAGAGAGGCCGUUCACCUGCUCGGACUGUGGGAAGGGAUUCACUUGCUCAUCUAAACUGAAGGUACAUCAGAGAGUUCACACUGGAGAGAGGCCAUUCACCUGCUCAGACUGUGGGAAGGGAUUCACACAGUUAGCUAGCCUACAAACACACCAGUCAGUUCAUACUGGGGAGAAGCCAUUCACCUGCUCAGACUGUGGGAAGGGAUUCACUCGGUCAUCUCAACUGAAGGUACAUCAGCGAGAUCACACUGGAGAGAGGCCAUUCACCUGCUCAGUCUGUGGGAAGGGUUUCACUGAAUCAUCUCAACUGAAGGUACACCAGCGAGUUCACACUGGAGAGAGGCCGUUCACCUGCUCAGAUUGUGGGAAGGGAUUCACUCGGUCAUCUCAACUGAAGGUACAUCAGCGUGUUCACACUGGAGAGAGGCCAUUCACCUGCUUGGACUGUGGGAAGGGUUUCACUGAAUCAUGUCAACUGAAGGUACAUCAGCGAGUUCACACUGGGGAGUGGCCAUUCACCUGCUUGGACUGUGGGAAGGGAUUCACUUGCUCAUCUAAACUGAAAGUGCAUCAGCGGGUUCAUACUGGGGAGAGGCCAUUCACCUGCACUGUCUGUGGGAAGGGAUUCAUUUCGUCAUCUCAUCUGAAGGUACAUCAGCGAGUGCACACUGGGGAGAGGCCAUUCACCUGCUCAGAGUGUGGGAAGGGAUUCACACAGUUAGCUAGCCUACAAGCACACCAGUCAGUUCACACCGGGGAGAGGCCGUUCACCUGCCCAGACUGUGGGAAGGGAUUCACUCGGUCAUCUCGUCUACUGACACACCAGUCAGUUCACACUGGGGAGAGGCCAUUCUCCUGCUCAGUGUGUGGGAAAGGAUUCACACGAUUAUCUCAACUACAGCGACACCAGCGAGUUCACACUGGGUAGAGGCCGAUCACCUGCUUUGACUUUGGGAAGUGAUUCUUUCAGCCAAAUCUACCAAGUGUGCAUCAUUGUGUUCACAAUGGGGACAGGCCGUUCUCCUGCUGUGAAUGUGGUAAGCGAUUAACUCAGUAAUCUAACCUUAUGUAACUCUAGGGGGUGAUAGUCCCCCCAGCCCGGCCAAACUUAAGAAUUCUCGUUUGGGUGGAUCCUGUGUGAUGUGUUCCCUGUUAUAAAUUAGUACCCUGAGAUACCAAACAGUAUACAAUAUCUGAUUAAAUAAUAAAGCUUCAUAAUUCUUACUUUAACUAAAGGGUUAGUAAAGAAAACAUACAUGAAAAAGAAAAAGGACCCACUCUCUCCAUUCACAUCUUCUCAUCUCUCCCCAGCAAAAGACACGAAAUCCCUCUUUCACACUCACAACAUUUCUCUCAUUGGAUAGCCCCGCACUCCAAAACCCUGUUAUCUCUACUUGUAACCUAAACAUUGCUGUUACAGAGAAUUCAUUACCUCAGCAGGGAAACAUUACAGAGAGGCCAUUACAUGAGCAGUGAAACCUUACAGCAUGUUACACUUGUGACACACUACCAGGUUCACACUGGGGAGAAAGUUUCAAUAAGCUGCAUACUGGAUAUUUGUCCAUCACAGUUGCUGAAUGCUAUUUUGAGACUGACCGUUCGUGCAGAACUCUGCAAUUAUUUCUGCUGCUCACCACACCCAGUUCUUCACCCUAGUCAUGGGUGGAGUUUCUUCUGCUGCAUAUUCACCUUUAAUGGGACUGGAGUUUAAUAUUCUGUAUCUGAGAAAAUUAGAUCAGUUCUAUUUUAAACUCUCUGUCUGGUGCUUAGUGAAUUUAUAACACAUCUAGUGUACAGUGAUGAGUCAACUCUGGCCGCUGGACCCUGCCAGUGAUUCUGUUCCACAACAGUGCUUUUAACCCCUCCCCUGUUUUUCCUCUAUCACUCUCUCUGUGGGUGAAGAGAUUUCCCUUGAAUUUCCUGCAGACUGAAGAAGUCAAGUUGACUGCUCUUCUGGUGAGAUGUUCUUUGCCCCUCAAAUCUCUGGGCUGAGGAAGAAUGACAUUGGUAGUUAAUCUCCCCAUUCAGGGCUCAUUUCCACAUUAUGGGUCAUUUUCCCUGCUUCUAAAGGGUUGAUAGAAAACACCACUGUCCUGAAGACUGAAAGCAGAAUGGGAAACCAUUAGUUGGCUGUUCAACGGAGCAGGGUCAGAAACCAGAGGCGUGUCUGCAGAGGGCAGAGUUUGGGGCUCUGGACAAUGGUCAGGGUGAGAGCGUAUGAUGAUGAGGAGGAGGGGAUCAGCAGUGGGGCGUGGCAGCGAAUGACAGAGUAGCAACAUUUGGAAGCAAAUUGACAGUGAAAAUAAUUUGGUUGUCUAACUGGUGACACAAACAAUACCUGUGGUGAGGUGCUCCACUGAUCGAGGAACACGAAUGUGUUGGGAAUGGUUUUAUCUAUUGGUGGGGUUGUUCCUGCUUGUUUAUCCUGUAAUAUUAUAUCUGGAUUGUUAUUGUGGAUUGUGCUAUCUGAAAUAAUCUAUUGAUUGUCAUAAAAUUUGUCAGAUUUUGACUCUGAAAGUGGAUCAGGCUUGAAUUUACGGCACCUCUGUAAGUGAUGGAGGGCAUUCAUGAGUUUGUAUUUUAAAGCAAGAUUUUGGUGAAUGAUAUUUGCCACUGAUUGUACCUGCAUCCGUAAUCAGAUUGCGUUAAACUGCUGCAGGGUCCUGGAAUGUGUUGAAUUGUGUCUGGUUUCUCUUGGCAUUUUCUGCUCUUGCUGCCUUGUUUGUUUAUAUUCCAUGUAUUUUUGAUUUUUGUUUAUUUCCUUUUGUUAACCACCUUGUCCUGUAUUUCUGCAAGGAACCCCUCUGUUUUUGCAAAGAGGUCUCCAACUCUCAAUAAGGUGCUUGAUGCUUCCUUGUCAACAUCUCGUCGGUUCUGAUUGUUGGGAUGUCUCUCAUGGAGGAUCAUACUCAUUCCACUGGUUACUGUUUUCUUCCAUAGUGACUAUUCAUUUUUCUGAGUUGCCUCUCAUUUAAAUUUUCUUGUCUGUAUUUCUUAUCACGAUUGCAUAUACACACACAGAGUGCUGAAUCCUAUUCAUUUUUGAUGAAAAUAUAUAUGAGGGGUGAUUGAUAUGUUCGUGGCCUCAGGUAGGAGGAGUCAAUUUUAGAAAACCUAGUACAGUUAUUUUUCAGUGUAGUCCCAUCCUACAUUUACACACAGCCCAGCAGUGGCAUGCAAACGUUUGGGCACCCCUGGUCAAAAUUUCUGUUACUGUGAAUAGCUAACAAGUAAAAGAUGACCUGAUUUCCAAAAGGCAUAAAGUUAAAGAUGACACAUUUAAAAAAAAUAUUUUAAGCAAGAUUACAUUUUUAUUUCCAUCUUUUACAGUUUCAAAAUAACAAAAAAAAGAAAAGGGCCCAAAGCAAAAGUUUGGUGCCCUGCAUUGUCAGUACUUAUUAACAUCCUCUUGUUAAAUGCUUCUGUAGCCAGCCUAGAGUCUUUCAUUUGGGUAAAUUGCUGGGUUGUUAUAAAUAGCAAAGUACUGACUCUGGGAAUUACAAAUCAGAAUAUGCCCUUCCAGUCAAUGCUAACCUGUUUUUGUUGUUACUGCCUAGUUCCAACUAUCUGCACCAGAGCCUCCAUACACCUCCCAUCCAUGUCAUCAACAAAAUUUAUCUUUAUUGUGUAAAUCAAACCCACAUCCUCCACUUCUGCUGGCAGCUAAUUCAAUACUCUCACCAACCUCUGAGUGAAGAAUUCCCCUUCAGAUUCCCCUAAAAUAAUUCGCUUUCAUCCUGAACUUGUGUCCAAUGUCAGGGUGAAAGGGAGGCCGGGGCAGAGAGGGAAGACAGUAAGGGGAGGGGGUGGUCGAAUGUGGAGACGGAAACAGAGUGGAGGGUUUAUACUCAGUAUCUUUCAGAAAAAGUAAUUGUUUGAACUUGCUGCAAACCUACUAUCCAUGCCCUGUACAUUCUCAACCAAAUUAUUGACCUAGAUGACAAGUAGCAAUGUUUGAUGUUCAAAGUAAAUUUUAUUAUCAGAAUACAUAUAUGUCACCACAUACAACCCUGAGAUUGUUUUUCCUACAGGAACACUUAGCAAAUCUAUAGAAUAGUAACAGGAUCAAUGAAAGAUCAAGUAGAGCACAGAUUUCAACAAACUGUGCAAAUGCAAAUAUAAUUAAAUAUCAAUGAACAAUGAGAGCAAUGGGGUGUAACCCUGGGGAACCUCACUAGGCCCGGGCCUCGAGUCCAAUAAAAAGCCUCCCACCAUCACUCUCUGAUUCGUACCAUCAAGACAACUGUGCAUCCCGUUAGCCAGUUUCCCUGGAUCCCAUGUGACCUAACUUUCCACAGUAACUUACCAUGCUGAACAUUAUCAAAGGCCUCACUGAUGCCUGUAUAGGCCAUGAUCCUGGGACAGAGGUGUCACAGAUCAGAGAGCAUAGAUUUACUCAGAGGAUGGAGAGGUUUAGAGAGAUUUUUCACAGAGUAUAGCUCAAAUCUUGAACACACUGCCCGAGGUGGUGGUGGAGGCAGAUCCCUUCACAACAUUUACGAAGUGGAUGAGCAUUGAAACUGCUGAGGUACAGUCGGCUCUGAAUGAUGUGCUGAUAAAUGGGACCAGUGUAGACAGUGAGUAGGUGGUCAGAUCAGGUAUGGCCGGCCAAAGGCCUCUUUCCAUGCUGUGUGAUCCACCACUCUGGACAUGCCAAAUUAACAAUGGUGGCACUGUAAGACGUUGAUUUCAAAACUCCACAGCCCUCGCCAACCUGAAAUAAACCAGACUCGUCACCACUGGGAAUAUCUGUUUCUGUCAAGGUAACAUACAAAUUAGUCACCUCUGAUAAACAACUGGCAAUUGAUGAAGUUCCUGUGUUUUCUUCCAUUAAUAUUGCUUCCUUACAGCAAAACUAACCCUCUCACUGUGUCAGAAUUGAUGACUAAAUCCGGCCCCAAACACUGUGCUUUCAUCCCUUCACAUUGUAACUUGAACCAUCUCACUGAGGGUUCAAGUGAGAUGGAGACACAACCCCUGCCCUCUGCACAUGUGAUCACAUCUCCCCUGCUUCUGACAUUUCAAAUACCCGCAGAAUGGUUAUCUGAUCCAGUCUGAAGGUUGUAGUACAUUCAGCUUGUCGUCAGACCAUGGCCUGCUGUGAGGUAUAAAUGUUCUUACAGUGAAUUCGAAUCUGCUGACAUAUCGGGAGUCUGAAAGUGAAAGGGAAUCGGGAAGGGACACAAACUCCCCCUACCCAAUCUGCAUUCACAGCCCAUGACGGUGACAGAUGUCCUAGACUCUGGGGCUCUGUAACACACAAUCUUGUGAACAGCAAGCUUAGACGGUCAUUAAUAUGAAGAGAGAAUUGUUGUUUCCUGAAAGGACACUGGAGCUAAUCUAUCUGAUCCAAUUCACCAGAUCCAAUUUACAACUAAAUUUGUCUCGGGACCAUCCUCCCCGGAUCACGGAAUGUCCAAUCAUCUCAUUUUCUCCUGACAGAACCCAACCCGCCUACAACAGGACACCCACAUUCCACUCAUAAACUCUACGCACACACACAGACAGAUCCCCUUCACCCCAAACUCCUUGCAGAACCACAAGGAAUUGAUCCCACAGCUUGGGCUCCGUCGCAAAAGUUCAAACCAGGGCUGAGGAGAGGCCGGAGCCUCCAUCCACCCGGCAGAGCUCAUGCCCGGCCAUUCCUCACUGCACCCGGCCCCCGAUUUACAUAAACUCGAGAUGAGCCACUCCUCACCGCCGCCCGGACUGUCCCACAUUUGCAACACUUGUCGAGAGCGAGCUUGCGCGUCUCCCGUUGGUCCAGUCGCUAGCCAGAGGUCCCUACAGCGCCGCCACUGGCCGGAGGCCGGAGGGACAGCGCUGAACUCCCCAUCAACCCCAUCUAGCCGGCUCCGGGCGAAACGUAAUGACCAACAAAUAUAAUUCCUGUCAACGAUCAGCUGUCUGAGUGAUUCGAUGACUGAGAGGAAGGAGUACCUAUGGUCCACAUUGUCAGGGUGAUUUACAAGGAGACAAAGACUGCAGGGAUUGGAGGUCUCCUGUUAGCUAUUACACAGUGUACCCUGGUUCGCAUUAAUUACAAAAAAAGUUGUUUGUGGAAAAAAAACAAGAUUCUGCACUGACUGAAGCCAUCCCAAACCAGAUCAGUCUGGAAAGUCCUGCCCUGAAACAUUUCACACGCAAGAGAAGUUUGCAGAUGCUGGAAAUCCAAGGGACACCCACAAAAUACCGGAGGAACUCAGCAGGCUGGGCAGCACCUACGGAAGAUAGUACAGUGGACGUUUCGGGCGGAGACCCUUCGGCAGGAUGCUGCCCGGACCGCUGAGUUCCUCCAGCAUUUUGCGUGUGUUGCCCAGAUACAUUUGCGGUUUUGUGACCCAGCUCGAGACAAGCACAACACUGCCCACUCCACCAACAACACGGCAGAGCCGGACAUAGGACUACAGGGGAUUCAGUCAUAAAACCCUAAUUUAAUUCUGUUGUUGCAAAUCGUACGAAACAAUAAUAAAUAGAAACAACAGCUGGAUUCAUAAAAGGGACCUUACAUCACACAACAGGGGAUUUAGUCACGAAACCCUAAUUUAAUUUAAUGUUGUUCCACAUCGUACGAAACAAAAGGUGUUUUAAAAUAGAAGCGCUCUCCCUCACGUGACUUCACACAGCAGCUCCCACGCGGCUGACGUCACCCAUGGUCUCCUCGUAUCUGCAUCUGCCGUAAAGGAUAGUAAAAGCUUCUUUAGGUAUGUGAAUAGCAAAAAAAAAUUAAGACCAAAAUUGGGCCAUUGAAGACAGAAACUGGUGAAUUUAUUAUGCGGAUCAAGGAAAUGGCAGAUGAGUUGAACAGGUACUUUGUGUCUUCACUCGGGAAGACACAAACAAUCUCCCAGAUGUAAUAGUGGCCAAAAGAACUAGGGUAAAGGAUGAACUGAUGGAAAUUUAUAUUAGGCAAGAAACGGUGGUGACUAUUGAAUCUGA